Messenger RNA from Patiria miniata (bat star), 1180 nucleotides. RefSeq names its product pre-mRNA-splicing factor 18-like (gene prpf18). Gene Ontology annotation, cellular component: U4/U6 x U5 tri-snRNP complex; U5 snRNP; U2-type post-spliceosomal complex. NCBI's taxonomy places the organism in Eukaryota, Metazoa, Echinodermata, Asteroidea, Valvatida, Asterinidae. The record is from RefSeq and is a predicted model, not a curated record. The transcript has 10 exons. Bases 117 to 1157 code for a protein of 346 amino acids. Gene Ontology annotation, biological process: generation of catalytic spliceosome for second transesterification step; RNA splicing.
CGGAAAUCCGGCCCGGGCCUAGACUACGCAGUUUGCUGAUGUCGUCUGCGUAGUGCGAAAUCUGAGAGAAAAACGAGAGAUUUUCACUUCGCUUAGGGAUUUAAUACACGACAAACAUGGAUUUUCUCAAAGCUGAAAUUGCUAGGAAAAAGAAACAGCUAGAAGCGAGCAAAGUUGUUGCUCCGGAUUCUGAGAAAAAGUUUUUCAAACGAGGAGAUUUGAUGAAACAACAGGAAGAAGCCUAUUGGAAAAGACAUCAAAAGGAUGACAGUUCUGAUUCCAAAGAGAUCAAAGAUGACAAGAAGAGAAGAGAAUCAAUAGAAACGAUGGAUCCUAAUCUAGUCACUCUAUCCAGACAAGAGGUCAUCAAACGGCUGAGAGAGAGACAGGAACCAAUCAAAUUGUUCGGUGAAACAGAUGCCGAGGCGUUCUUCAGACUACGACGCUAUGAGAUGUUGGCACCAGAAGUCAAUAAGGGUUUGCGCAACGACUUCAAGGAGGCCAUGGACAAAGUAGAUCAGCAGUAUCUGGAGGAGAUGGUCAAACUACAAGGAGAGGAUGUACCCAACAGAGCUUAUGACAUCAAGUUUGAGGACGAUGGGUCGACGAUUGAUGACAUCAUCGAGAUGUCAUCUGGUAUGGGCCAGGGAGAUGAUGAACUGGAUAGUAAUGUCAUCAUGAGAUACGUCAAGUUCUUGCUGAAGAUGUGGGCCCAAGAGCUGAACCGACGAGAGGAACAUGUCAAACGCAGCAACAAAGGCAAACUGGAGAGCGCCACCUAUAGUCAGACAAAAGGGUACCUCCAACCGCUCCUGAGAAAACUCAAGAAACAGUCUUUAGCUCCAGACCUGCUUGACAGCCUUGUCACCAUUGUCAGAUACAUGCUGAACAGAGACUAUGUCAAGGCUAGUGACACAUACCUUCAGAUGGCUAUCGGCAAUGCUCCAUGGCCCAUCGGAGUCACCAUGGUGGGAAUUCACGCUCGGACAGGAAGAGAAAAGAUCUUCUCCAAGAAUGUGGCUCAUGUGCUCAAUGACGAAACACAAAGAAAAUUUAUUCAGGCAUUGAAGAGACUAAUGACCCAGUGUCAGAGGCAUUUCCCGACAGUUCCAUCAAGGAGUGUGGAGUACGUCAAGAGUGACAUCAUUGAACACUGACAGUAUUACAUUGUCUCUCAACC